GCUGCGCGGCGCGGAGGCCCGGAGCAAGCGGCUCAGCGCAGGUGUUGCCCCGCAUCAUGUCGGGCUUCGACGACCCCGGCGUCUUCUACAGCGACAGCUUCGGCGCCGAGCCGGGCGGCGACGACGGGCGGGCGCGCAGAGCGCAGCUGCAGCGGCGCUUCUGGGAGUUCCUGCGGCAGUUCCGGGCGGGCGCGGGCUGCUCCUUCACCUACCGAGAUGAGCUCAAGCGCCAUUACAAUCUGGGGGAGUACUGGAUUGAGGUGGAGAUGGAGGACCUGGCUAGCUUCGAUGAGGACCUGGCCGACUCCUUGUACAAGCAGCCUGCAGAGCACCUAGAGCUGCUGGAGGAAGCAGCCAAGGAGGUGGCUGAUGAGGUGACCAGGCCCCGGCCUGCCGGGGAGGAGGUGCUUCAGGACAUCCAGGUUAUGCUCAAGUCAGACGCCAGCCCCUCCAGCAUCCGGAGUCUGAAGUCGGACAUGAUGUCACACCUAGUGAAGAUUCCUGGCAUCAUCAUUGCAGCCUCCGCGGUCCGGGCCAAGGCCACACGUAUGUCCAUCCAGUGCCGCAGCUGCCGAAACACCCUUACUGACAUUGCCAUGCGCCCUGGCCUGGAGGGCUACUCUCUGCCUAGAAAGUGCAACAUGGACCAGGCUGGCCGCCCUCGCUGUCCACUAGACCCAUACUUCAUCAUGCCCAACAAGUGCAAGUGUGUAGACUUCCAGACCCUGAAGCUGCAGGAGCUGCCGGACGCCGUGCCACACGGCGAGAUGCCCCGCCACAUGCAGCUCUACUGCGACAGGUACCUGUGUGACAAGGUUGUCCCUGGGAACAGGGUCACCAUCAUGGGCAUUUACUCCAUCAAGAAGUUAGGCCUGAACUCCAGCAGAGGCCGUGACAAGGUGGGCGUGGGCAUCCGGAGCUCCUACCUUCGUGUCCUGGGCAUCCAGGUGGAUACAGAUGGCUCUGGUCGCAGCUUUGCUGGGUCUGUGAGUCCACAGGAAGAGGAGGAGUUCCGGCGUCUGGCUGCCCUCCCCAACGUCUACGAUGUCAUCUCCAAGAGCAUUGCACCUUCCAUCUUUGGGGGUGCGGACAUGAAGAAGGCCAUUGCCUGCCUGCUCUUUGGGGGCUCCCGGAAGAGACUCCCUGAUGGACUCACUCGAAGAGGGGACAUCAACCUGCUGAUGCUGGGAGACCCGGGGACAGCCAAGUCCCAGCUUCUGAAGUUUGUGGAGAAGUGCUCUCCCAUUGGGGUCUACACAUCUGGGAAGGGCAGCAGUGCGGCUGGACUCACUGCCUCUGUGAUAAGGGACCCCUCCUCCCGGAACUUCAUCAUGGAAGGAGUUCUCCUACUUCUCAAGACUCAUACCCAUCACAAACAUGGGGGCAUCGGCAGAAGGGGUGGAGAUGAUGACCAUUUUGGAGCCACCUUUCAGGUGAUUGCUGGCCUUCUCCAAGGUGGUGAAGACACCAGUGGACUCCACCACAUACUCAGCACCAGCAUCAAACCACCAGAUAUUGGUGAGAUCUUACUCUUGGCAGAUGGUGAUGGCCUUUCCAUUGAUGACGAGCUUCCCAUUCUCAGCCUUGACAGUGCUAUGGAACUUUCCCCGUGA
Octodon degus (degu) is the source of this 1613-nucleotide messenger RNA. RefSeq names its product DNA replication licensing factor MCM5. Gene Ontology annotation, cellular component: MCM complex; nucleus. The coding region runs from base 57 to 1613 and encodes 518 amino acids. NCBI's taxonomy places the organism in Eukaryota, Metazoa, Chordata, Mammalia, Rodentia, Octodontidae. Gene Ontology annotation, biological process: double-strand break repair via break-induced replication; DNA replication initiation. The transcript has 3 exons. The record is from RefSeq and is a predicted model, not a curated record. Gene Ontology annotation, molecular function: single-stranded DNA binding; ATP binding; single-stranded DNA helicase activity.